UUGUCUACUUUCUCCAUAAAUAGAACCCUUCAUCUUCUCGGUUCCCCUCGCCAACACAUCCCAAAGCUCAGAGCAAUGAUAAUGAAGCCUUCCUUGUGUUCUCUCUUGGUUCUUUUUGCCUUCAUAUCAUCUUCUGCCACAGCCCAGUUCGUCCAUGACAUUGAGGGCAAUGACCUUAUCAACGGCGGCACAUACUAUAUCCUUCCACGUAUCUGGGCUUUAGGUGGUGGCCUGAAGCUAGCCAAGACCGGAAACGAAACUUGCCCUCUCAAUGUUGUUCAAUCACCCUCUGAAAUCGAUAAUGGCUUGCCUUGGAGAAUUGCGUCCCCAUUAAGAAUUAGAUUCAUCCCAACCAACACUAGUUUGGACUUCUUCUCUGUUGAGGGAAAAGUACCAAGCUGCGUUCCUAUGCCGUCGAAGUGGAUUGUUGUUGAAGAAGAUGGGACUAAGUCUGUGAAAGUCAGUGCGUACGAGAACAUUCCAAACGGUCGGUUCAAGAUUCAACCGUAUAAUAGUUGGGCUUAUAAGAUCGUGUUCUGUCCCAUUUAUGGUGUUCUUGUGGAGAUCUUGGGAUUUCCAAGGACGUUGAUGGAAAGAGGCGUUUGGUUAUCACUAAUAAAAACCCUUUGUUUGUUGUGUUUGUCAAAGCUGGAUCAUCUGAUAGCCAAAUAAGAGCCUCUAUUAUGUGAAGUGUAAUCAACUAUGAAUAAGUAAUGUGCAGGAAGCUUAGAUCAUUCCUCACACUUAGUGACGAUUAAAUAAAAUUACGCUUCAAGCAA
Messenger RNA from Prosopis cineraria, 779 nucleotides. RefSeq names its product trypsin inhibitor DE5 alpha chain-like. The transcript has a single exon. The coding region runs from base 76 to 672 and encodes 198 amino acids. The record is from RefSeq and is a predicted model, not a curated record. Gene Ontology annotation, molecular function: endopeptidase inhibitor activity. NCBI's taxonomy places the organism in Eukaryota, Viridiplantae, Streptophyta, Magnoliopsida, Fabales, Fabaceae.